Dendronephthya gigantea is the source of this 1284-nucleotide messenger RNA. Its product is annotated as deaminated glutathione amidase-like. The record is from RefSeq and is a predicted model, not a curated record. The transcript has 6 exons. Gene Ontology annotation, molecular function: hydrolase activity, acting on carbon-nitrogen (but not peptide) bonds, in linear amides. NCBI's taxonomy places the organism in Eukaryota, Metazoa, Cnidaria, Anthozoa, Malacalcyonacea, Nephtheidae. Bases 82 to 1068 code for a protein of 328 amino acids.
GUCAUCGUUAGAACAAAAUUGGUUGGAGUUCAGACGAUGUUCAAUAUAUGUCAAUCUGCUUUGAAAUUCUAAGAAUCGUUCAUGAGGCUUUCAAUUAAUUUCUUUGCAACACAUUUAAAUAAUUUUUACAGCAAAAGUUUAUUUAGCAUACCUAGACACAUAUUUAGAGCAAAAGAUAGCUCCUUUGGUUCAGCCUGUUCAGGUUGUGCUGUAUCAACCAUGAGUGAGCCCUUAAUGGUGGGGGUGUGUCAAAUGACCUCAGGUAGUGAUGUGGAUAAAAAUAUUGAAGUUUGUAAAAGGUUGAUUACUAAAGCCAAGCAGCUUGGAGCUAAGAUGGUGUUUUUACCAGAAGCAUUUGACUUUGUCUCAGAAAACAAGGAAAUGUGCCUUUCUCUUGCACACUCUGUCGAUGGUCCAGUUAUUCAAGACUUGUCUCGGACGGCGAAAGAUGAAGAUGUCUGGUUGUCUUUGGGGGGGUUUCACGAAAAGAGCUCAACAGAGGACUCUCGUGUAUACAACACUCAUCUUAUCCUUGAUAACCAAGGCAACGUUGCUGGCAAAUACAACAAGCUUCACUUGUUUGAUGUCGAUAUUAAAGGUGGCGUGAGAUUGAAGGAAUCGGACAGUUUUAUACCUGGGAAAAAAAUGCCUCCUGUUGUCAAAACCCCGGUUGGAAAUGUUGGUCUUUCAAUUUGCUAUGAUCUGCGCUUUCCAGAACUCUCUUUGACUUUAGCGCAACAAGGUGCAGAUAUUUUGACCUAUCCAUCAGCAUUCACAUUUAUCACGGGAGCAGCCCAUUGGGAGUGUCUAUUGAGAGCAAGAGCAGUUGAAACACAAUGCUAUGUAAUAGCAGCCGCUCAAUGUGGACAACAUAAUGUAAAACGAAGAUCAUAUGGUCAUGCAAUGGUGGUAGAUCCAUGGGGCCAGGUUAUUGCACAAUGUCACGAAGGUGAAGAUGUCAGUGUCACUGAGAUUGACCUCGAAUAUCUCAAUAAAGUGAGAACACAAAUGCCAGUGUGGGAGCAUAGAAGAUAUGAUAUGUAUGACAGAGUUGGACCAAAAUUAUAAAUGAUUGUCGAUUCACAUUGUUAUACGGUUGCUUACAUUGUAAAAACAAUCGUAACGGGCGAUAUUGUGAAUUCAAUUGGUCGCAAAUUAAAGGAUAAUUAUGUAGAAACAGAUUAGAACCAUAGGGAUGUUAAUCUAUGGCAUUACUAUGAUGCUCCAAUAUUUUGUAUACGUAACAUAACAAUGAACUCUGGCUACUGCCAAUCGACCUAUUUG